AUGAUCCCUGAUCCAUCACCGACGACUGCUUUCCCCAGAAUAUUCUCUGCUUCUUGGACGAUUGAUUCCCGACAUGGCAAUGCAAGGAAAAAUUAUGUGCCGAUGCUUUUGACCAUCCAGCAAUUGCUACUAAAAUCCACCAGGCCAUCCAAAAUAGCCUCCUCUCAUCAUGCCUUCAUUUUCCCUACGCUCAGAAUCACCAUCCAUCCUCCAUGGUCAAGAGAGCGAAGGAUAGAAUAG
This is a messenger RNA of Aspergillus fumigatus Af293, 240 nucleotides long. RefSeq lists its product as uncharacterized. The transcript has a single exon. NCBI's taxonomy places the organism in Eukaryota, Fungi, Ascomycota, Eurotiomycetes, Eurotiales, Aspergillaceae. Bases 1 to 240 code for a protein of 79 amino acids. The record is from RefSeq and is a predicted model, not a curated record.